Molecule: messenger RNA, 452 nt
Organism: Prorocentrum cordatum
Lineage: Eukaryota; Dinophyceae; Prorocentrales; Prorocentraceae
Source: the annotation of a GenBank genome assembly
GCGGCCAGGUGGAGCCGCAGCCGGGCGUGGUCCUCAAGCUGGCGGAGGUCUCGGGCUGCGACAUGGACGCGUGCUACGCGGCGCUGGUGGCCUGCGACGGCGACUUCCACGGGGCGCUGGGGCAGCUGCGGGCGGGCAUCCUGGCCGACGAGGGCGGCGCCAAGGCCCGCGUGCAGAUGCGCGCCGCUCUGCAGUUGCUGGAGCAGGCGCGCAUCGGCCGCUCGGUGGCCCGCGGCGCGCUCGGGGGCGCCUGGAUCGCCGCCGCGCUGCUGCUGCAGGCCUUCGAGCUGCUCGUGCCGCGGCGCUUCCUGGAGAUCUACCUGGCGCUCCUCGGCGUGCGGACGGACGGGCCGCUCGGCCUCGUCGCGCUGCUGCUGCCCCCGCUGGGGAUGAUACUCGUGAUGGUGCUCCUGCUCCGGGACCUCGACAUCCUCCUGAGCCUGCGCUUCUGA